Molecule: messenger RNA, 729 nt
Organism: Insectozyma verbasci
Lineage: Eukaryota; Fungi; Ascomycota; Pichiomycetes; Serinales; Debaryomycetaceae
Source: the annotation of a GenBank genome assembly
AUGAGUAACAAGUUUGAUUUGAAAUCAAUAUCUGAACAGUUACCUCCAAAUACAGGUCCUCCUGGUACUGUUCAAUUAUAUCAAAAUGGUAAUAACUUUAAUAAUAAAAAUUUAUCUCAUGUACCUUGUAAAUUUUUUAAACAAGGAAUUUGUCAAGCUGGUAAUUCAUGUCCUUUUAGUCAUAAUAUAGAUGGUAAUUUAGCUGCUGGUAAAAUACCUUGUAAAUAUUUUCAAAAGGGUAAUUGUAAAUUUGGUUUAAAAUGUGCUUUAGCUCAUUUCUUACCUGACGGUACUAGGAUCAAUAAUAAUAAUAGUAAUAGUAAUAAUAAUAAUAAGAACAAUACAAUAAGUAAUAAAAAUUAUAAAACAGAUACUCCAGAUAAUAAUAAAUUUAAUUACAAUACAGAUAGAAUACAUUUGUUUUCGAAUUCAUAUUCAAGUGUUUUUAGUAAUAAUCCAUCACCAUAUCCUAAAAUAACAAGAUCUUAUUCAAUGAAUAGUUCUCCUCCUUUAUUUUCUGAACCUUUUGAAGAUGAUGAAGAAGAAGUUGAAUCGGCAGAGAAUUCAAUAUUUGAAGAAGAUUUCUUACCUAAUUCAUUAACGGAUAUUAUAUUAACUCCACAAGAAGUUGAAAGAAGAGAUUCAAGAUCUCAAAGUGGAACAUUAAAUGUUAGACCGAAUUUUAAAUUAAAGGAAAAAAUAUCAUCGGAUGUUUUCUUGAUGGAUUAG